UCGGGGCUGUCGUUCCGCUGCUACUGCUAUUCUCGGUGUGAAAAGCUCACGUGUGCACGAAGCUAUGAGUACGAAUCUCGCAGGGCAAACAUCGACAUGGAGCUUAAAGCCGGUGCUCGCUCCUAAUUGGUCGAUCAACAAAAUGAAGCAGCGGCGCUCGGUGCACCGCGAGCUCUACGUGAGCGAAUUGGCAGCGGCGGCGACGGGACGAAUGAAACGUGUCCCAGAUCCCGGCGUCUUGCAGUCACCGAGACCCCAAGCCAUUGGCAUGGACAAGAUGUACACGAGCACGAGCGCAGGUAAAUUUAUCGUCGAGGCGCUCAACUCUGCCAGUUUACACGGGCUCAAUCAAAUUGUCGCGCCAAGGCGACAUACGUGUGAGAGAUUUCUGGUCAUUUUCAUCAUUAUCGGAGCUCUAGGUGCUCUUAUUGCAAUGUCCAUGGAUUCGUGGCGUCGAUAUAGUCACGAAGCGACGUUGGUUGUUCUCGACAACAACUUCCGUAAAUUCGAAAUUUCCAAGCCAUCGAUCACCAUUUGCCCGAUCAAUAUUAUCGACGAAGACAAAUUUCCUGAGGUUCUGAAAAGUAUCGUGGAACUGCCGAUCGAUGCGGAUUUUACGGCUGUCCCAGCGGAACUCUGGCUGCAGCUGCUCGUGGAAUUGCGUGGCAAUGUCGAGGUCGAAUCUCUUUACUCGGGCGAGCGGUACGACUGGGUCAGCACCGAACGCGGGUUGUGUAUUAUGCUUGCCUCCCCCAUUUCACGGGAUAUUUCAGUAUACAAUUGGCUAUCCAACAAAACUUCGAGCUCUCAACGAAAACAGAAAAUUAAAAAAUCAUAUUACAACAUGAAAAAUUUCGCAGCUACCGGCUCGAUUACUUGUAAAACUCAUGAAUUUUGGAUGAGCGUGCAUCAUCCGGACACGGUGAUAGAUCACACAACAAGCGGCCUGAUAAUACGCGGGACCAGCUUGAAUUCGCUGACGUUGGAGAUCGUGGAAGUUUCGAGCUCGGCCAGUGCGGCUCGGUUGCCCGUGGGACAUCGUAACUGUAAGCUACCGACAGAUGGAGGACUUGACACGUGGCCUAUUUACACCCAACGGAUGUGCGAGCUCGAAUGUAGAUUUAAGCUCGCAAUCAAGGUGUGCGGCUGCUUGCCUCAUUUUGCUAAGCCUAUGGAGGGUAUCCCAACAUGCAACGCUCGGCAGUUGGUAUGUAUCGCCAACCACGAGGAAGAAGUGGUACACCUAAAGGGCUCGAAGUUAAAGAGAUGCGGUUGCCUAUCGGAUUGCAAUGAAGCCAUCUACGUUGACAAAGAAUACACCUCGUUCAGAUUGAAUGACGAUUCGCCACCAGAUGCAAUAAUCAAUCUACAUCUAGAUUUCCCGCAGGUCAAGUACAUCCGGGAUGAAUUGUUCAGCUUCUCUGACUUCUUGGCCUCGAUUGGAGGAGCAGCUGGAUUUUUCCUUGGCGCGAGCGUUCUAUCAGUCUGCGAGAUUCUCUACUUUGCCAGUCUGAGACUGUUGGUUUACCUGGUUGAGGAAAAACGCAAGGAGAACAAGAUCAAUGAGCUACUGCGAGGUUACAAGUAAUCUUGCAGAUUGCAUCUUUAGAUUCUAUUUUUUCUCUUCUUAUGACGCCGCCGUGGUUGAUGUGAAAUUAAUUAAAGUAUUUAUAGUAAUAGUAUUCAUAGUCUUCGACUGCGAUUCAAAUGAAUUUGAAAUAAGAAGAAAAACAUGACGAGAGAGUAGAGUGUUUCUCACUGAAAUUCCUCUCUCGAGUUUUCCGCUGAAAAAUCUUCAACUAGAAACUCUCUUCGCGAGAACGAAAGAAGCGAUAAGCAACCUACAAGCAAAGUAGAUUUAUAUUUCAACAAGCCGGAGGAACUUUAACUUCCGUGUAGUUUAUAGCACCGAGUGAAAGUGUCAAGCUUAAAUUCAUCAAUUGAAUGUUCUUUUUGCCGAUGAAAAAAACCUGUGCAUUAUGCGCGAUAAAUGUUGUGAAAACUUAUAGAGAUUA
Messenger RNA from Phymastichus coffea, 2015 nucleotides. RefSeq lists its product as uncharacterized. Gene Ontology annotation, biological process: sodium ion transmembrane transport. Bases 65 to 1588 code for a protein of 507 amino acids. The record is from RefSeq and is a predicted model, not a curated record. Gene Ontology annotation, molecular function: ligand-gated sodium channel activity. The transcript is spliced from 9 exons. NCBI's taxonomy places the organism in Eukaryota, Metazoa, Arthropoda, Insecta, Hymenoptera, Eulophidae. Gene Ontology annotation, cellular component: membrane.